UUUUUUUUGUAAUCCUAUCCCAUCAUACUCGUCACUCGCUUCUUUCUUUCCUUUCUUCCUUCUUCUUUCUUUCCUUUCUUCCUUCCUCAUUCUUUUUUCUUGACACUUCCACUGCAUUUUCAUCCGCUUGCUUCUUCCUUUUACAACAAUUGCUAUUCCAUCCUUGGAUCUCAACUUCGACCUCUCGCUCCGGAGAAUUGAGAAAUUGGCAGAUCCCUUUCUUGUGUUCCACAGAUACACUACCACUUGUAUGCACAUACUUCUGCACACUUCCACACAUUCUCUCUCUCUCUUUCGUACUUUCUCCUCUUCAUUCAGUUUCUUUCAUCCUCUCGCUUCAGCUGCUGCUCAUACCAUCCCUCGCGGUUCUGAACCCUUGUUAAUCCCCUAAAACUGCAAAGUGCCUUCUAGAUUCUCAGCGACCCUACAUCUGCUACAUCUUAUCAAUAACAAUAACACUCGAAGACCUUACAACUGACAUACAAAAUGGCUGCCACCGCCGAGUCUGCCAAGAAGAGCAGCGGCUCUUCGCACAAUAGCGUGGUGAUCAAGGUCGGCAUGGUUGGCGACUCACAAAUAGGAAAGACCAGUUUGAUGGUCAAGUAUGUUGAGGGAUCGUUUGACGAGGACUAUGUUCAGACGCUUGGAGUCAACUUUAUGGAGAAGACAAUCUCAAUUCGAAACACGGAAAUCACUUUCAGUAUAUGGGAUCUCGGAGGACAACGCGAGUUCGUCAACAUGCUGCCCCUGGUUUGCAAUGACGCAGUCGCAAUCCUGUUCAUGUUCGACCUCUCGCGAAAAUCCACGCUAAACAGUAUCAAGGAGUGGUAUCGACAGGCACGGGGAUUCAACAAGACCGCGAUCCCGUUCCUUGUCGGUACAAAGUACGACUACUUUUCAACGUUUUCAAAGGAGGAGCAGGAGGAAGUCACCAAGCAGGCACGGAAAUUUGCUCGAGCAAUGAAGGCCCCACUGAUUUUUUGCUCGACCUCGCAUUCGAUCAAUGUCCAGAAAAUCUUCAAGAUUGUGCUCUCCAAGGCCUUUGACCUGAAGUGCACCAUCCCGGAGAUCUCUGAACCAGGCGCCCCGAUUUUGGAGUAUGCUUCGUACUGAGUGCACUCUCAUACUCAGUACGAGGACGAAGGAGAUAUAGGUCCAACGUCAUUCAAGCCAAGUACCGGGCACUCAUUUUUUUAUCUCUUUUUUUUUGUUUGCUAUUCCGUUUUUAAUGCCCUUGUAUGAUGAUGAAUAUGGACGGUAGCUUUUUUUUUUUUUGUAUUCGUUUCAUUCACCAUGAGAGCCUACCACCCGCCACUGUUAUGUUAGAUCAGCAAUUUCUAUCCUGCUCUCCACACUUUCGCCACACAAACAUAUUAUCCUUCGAAUAGUUAUUUUAUCCACACCAUCGGUUACCCCUUCCCAUGCACCUGCACUCAUUAUUCCCUCCAUAUUCCCCACCUGCACCCGCGACGCGUUGUUUGCUAACGUCCCUUGUGUUAGUCUGUACAUAAAUUUUCUUAAACAAUAACAAG
Molecule: messenger RNA, 1532 nt
Organism: Gamsiella multidivaricata
Lineage: Eukaryota; Fungi; Mortierellomycota; Mortierellomycetes; Mortierellales; Mortierellaceae
Product: GTPase Spg1
Exons: 6
Coding region: 487-1113 (208 amino acids)
Molecular function (GO): GTP binding; GTPase activity
Source: RefSeq, a predicted model, not a curated record